AUGUACAACAACAUAGUCGAGUAUCAACCUACAUUGCCGAGGAGACGAGCAUACAUAGAAAGAAACCGCGAGGAAGGACACAACCGUUUAUGGAAAGACUAUUUCAGUGCGGAGCCGACAUAUCCACCUCACUAUUUUAGGCGCCGCUUCCGAAUGAACCGGGCAUUAUUCACGGGGAUUGUUAAUCGCCUCUCCAAUGAAAUUCCUUAUUUUCAACAUAGAAGAGAUGCAGUAGGACGGUAUGGGCUAUAUCCACUACAAAAAUGUACUGCAUCGAUUCAUAUGUUGGCUUAUGGUUGUGCAGGUGACAUGGUUGAUGAAUAUCUCCGCAUGGGUGAGACCACUGCCUUAUUGUGUUUGGAAAAAUUUACUCAAGAAAUCAUACAUUUAUAUGGAGAGGAGUAUCUACGAAGACCUACACCAGAGGAUCUUCAACGACUACUUGAUAUCAGAGAGGUACGCGGUUUUCCUGGGAUGAUAGGAAGCAUUGACUGUAUGCAUUGGGAGUGGAAAUAUUGUCCACACUCUUGGAAAGGACAGUACUGUCGUGGUUCUGGCAAGCCGACAAUUGUCCUAGAGGCUGUAGCACCGCAAGAUCUGUGGAUAUGGCACGCGUUUUUUGGACCACCAGGUACCUUGAACGAUAUUAAUGUCCUUGAUCGGUCUCCGAUUUUUGAUGACAUUUUACAAGGUCGAGCUCCAAGAGUUGAGUUCAUCGUCAACGGUCACAAAUACCAUAGGGCAUACUACCUCACCGACGGUAUAUAUCCAAAGUGGCCUACCUUUAUCCAAUCCAUCUCUAUUCCUCAAGGUCCUAAGGCGGAGUUAUUUGCAGAACGUCAAGAAGCCGCCAGAAAAGAUGUCGAGCGGGCUUUCGGAGUCUUGCAAGCUCGUUUUGCAAUUGUUAGAAACCCAGCUCUUCUUUGGGACAAGGAAAAAAUCAGCAACAUUAUCAGAGCAUGUAUCAUACUACACAAUAUGAUAGUGGAAGACGAACGCGAUGGAUACACUCAAUUUGAUACAUCUAUAUUCGUAGAAGGAGAAACAAACAGAAGUCCAGAGGUGGAUUUCUCGUUCUCUACAAACAUGCCUACGAAUCUCGGUAAUAUGCUUGCCAUUCGGAGUGAACUUCGCGACCAAAGGAUACAUGAACGAUUGAAGACCGAUUUAAUUGAGAAUUUAUUUGCAAAAUUUGGUCAUCAACAAUCAUAA
Messenger RNA from Brassica oleracea var. oleracea, 1212 nucleotides. Its product is annotated as putative nuclease HARBI1. The record is from RefSeq and is a predicted model, not a curated record. Lineage: Eukaryota; Viridiplantae; Streptophyta; Magnoliopsida; Brassicales; Brassicaceae. The coding region runs from base 1 to 1212 and encodes 403 amino acids. The transcript has a single exon.